AUGGGCAUGAAGAAGGAUCUUCUUCUCGUGCUUACCAUCGAAUCUGUCGUUCUCGGUGUCGUACUAGGCUUUGUUAUUAGGCCUUUCAAUCCGAGCAAUGAUACCAUCAGUCUCAUUGGUUUUCCUGGUGAAAUUUUCAUGCAAAUCGUUGAGAUGAUGAUCUUGCCAUUGAUUAUGUCAUCUGUAAUAUCUGCUUUGGCUCAAGUUCGUGCACGCGAUGCUCGUCGUAUUGGUAUAGUGACUAUCAUAUAUUACAUGACAACUACAUUCCUGUCAACUUUCACAGGAAUCAUUCUUGUGUCUUCUAUCCAUCCUGGUGACCCUGAAUUAAUUCAUGAACUUGGAGAAGGAACUUUAGAGAAUACAGCACUUUCAACAUUGGAUACGUUUCUCGAUCAGAUAAGAAAUAUGUUUCCUGAGAAUAUCAUUCAAGCCACAUUCCAACAAGUUCAAACGGAAUAUAUGCCGAUCAAGCCGUCACGUGUUCGUAACUCUACAUCAAUGAAUAUGACAUCAGAAAUAUUACACAAACAGACCCUCACUUAUACAAAUGAAAUGAAUGUUUUAGGUUUGAUUGUGUUCUGCAGUGGAUUUGGAAUUAUCUUGAGUAUUUUGGGAGAUCAGGCUCGUCUCAUGAUCAACUUUUUCAUUGUUUUGGAUGCUAUUAUCAUGAGAUGGAUUAGUGCUCUCAUGUGGUGUUAUCCAAUUGGAAUUCUGUCUCUUGUCUGUAAAAACAUUAUUGAUAUUGACAACUUGACAGAGACUGCUCAAGCUCUUGCCAUGUACGUAGUUACAGUAAUCUGUGGAUUGAUGAUUCACUCUCUUCUCACUCUACCUCUUCUCUAUUUCCUUGUCACCAAAAAAUCUCCAUUUGCAUUCAUGACCGGAAUGCUUCAAGCGCUUGCAACUGCUUUUGGAACAGCUUCAUCUGGUGCCACGUUACCAGUCACAUUCCGUGCUUUGGAAGAAAAUCUGAAAAUUGAUCGAAGAGUGACUAGAUUCGUACUUCCACUUGGAGCAACUAUUACUAUGGAUGGAACUGCACUUUAUGAAGCUGUUGCUGUCAUUUUCAUUGCUCAAUUGCAUAAUAUCAAACUAAGUUUAAUGGAUUUAGUGACUAUUAGUAUCACGACUACGGUAGCUUCAAUUGGAUCAGGAUCAGUUCCAGCUGGUUUGGAUACUAUUGUUAUCGUUUUGACAACUGUUGGAUUACCUGCAAAAGAUCUCAGUUUGUUGUUGACUGUUGAUUGGUUACUGGACCGUAUUCGUACAUCUGUCAAUGUUCUCGGAGACAGUUUUGGAGCUGGAAUUAUUCAUCAUCUAACCCGUUCAUCCCUUCUUGAAGCUGAUACUGAUGACCUCAUUCGCCAGAUUCGUGAAGAUAUUGAUAUUCUGAACAACCCGCAUCAAGAUACUCUUCCGAUUUCUCAUCACAGUGUUCAGUCAACAAUUCAAAAUACUCAGAACUCAAUGCAGGCUCCCCAUAUCUACUCAAAGUCCGCUCGAGCCUCUUUUGCGCCAGUUCCCAACGAAGAGGAACGAAAAGCGUUGCUGAAAGAAUCGAUUGCAUUGAACAAAUCUGAAACUCAUAUCGUUUAG
This is a messenger RNA of Caenorhabditis remanei, 1599 nucleotides long. RefSeq lists its product as uncharacterized. Gene Ontology annotation, biological process: L-glutamate transmembrane transport. NCBI's taxonomy places the organism in Eukaryota, Metazoa, Nematoda, Chromadorea, Rhabditida, Rhabditidae. The record is from RefSeq and is a predicted model, not a curated record. Gene Ontology annotation, molecular function: L-glutamate transmembrane transporter activity; glutamate:sodium symporter activity; neutral L-amino acid transmembrane transporter activity. Bases 1 to 1599 code for a protein of 532 amino acids. The transcript has 8 exons. Gene Ontology annotation, cellular component: plasma membrane.